Ilex paraguariensis (yerba mate) is the source of this 741-nucleotide messenger RNA. Lineage: Eukaryota; Viridiplantae; Streptophyta; Magnoliopsida; Aquifoliales; Aquifoliaceae. The record is from the annotation of a GenBank genome assembly.
AUGGAUCAUGCAGCCGAAGCUCACAGGACGGACCUUAUGACAGUAACUCGUCAUGUUCUUAAUGAGCAGUCUAAGCACCCGGAGGCGCAUGGUGAUUUUACCAUCUUGCUCUAUCACAUUGUUCUUGGCUGCAAAUUUGUUUGCAAUGCCGUUCACAAGGCGGGCCUUGCGAAACUCAUUGGACUUGCUGGAGAGACAAAUGUUCAGGGUGAGGAACAAAAGAAAUUGGAUGUGCUUUCAAAUGAAGUUUUUGUCAAUGCUCUGAUAAGCAGUGGGCGUUCAUGCAUUCUUGUUUCCGAAGAGGAUCAAGAAGCUACAUUCGUGGACCCAUCAAAGCGUGGAAGAUAUUGUGUUGUUUUUGAUCCGUUGGAUGGAUCCUCAAAUGUUGACUGUUGCGUUUCCAUAGGAACUAUAUUUGGGAUCUAUAUGGUGAAAGAUAAGGAUAAACCAACUCUGAAUGAUGUAAUGCAACCUGGGACAAAUUUGUUAGCAGCAGGCUACUGCCUGUAUGGAAGCUCUUGCAUGUUGGUGCUUAGCACAGGAAAUGGCGUUAAUGGUUUCACUCUUGAUCCAUCUCUUGGGGAGUUCAUAUUAACUCACCCGGAUUUGAAGAUUCCAAAGAAAGGAAAGAUCUAUUCAAUAAAUGAAGGAAAUACCAAACAUUGGGAUGAGCCGACUACAAAGUACUUGCAUCUUAAUUUGGUGAUUAUCAUCUUGCUAAAAGCCCUGGAAACCUACUGA